AUGGCUGGAACACGAAGGUCUACGCGUCAAACGGUGGCAGCAGCACCGAAAUACAACGAGGAUGACAAUUCAUCUGUUGAAGAAGUACAACCCAAGCGCAAUGCCAAAAAGACGACGCGUCGCAAGCGCGACCGCGAAGACGAAGACGAAGACAUAGCAGAAAACAGCCCUCCACCACCCAAGAAAGCCGCUACAACCAAACCCAAGGCUCCGAAAGCGACCACAUCAACAACGAAGCCCAAAUCCAAUCCAAUAGAUACAUCCACCACCAAACCCAAGACCAACCCUCCACCCGCCCCUUCCUCAUCCACAAACCGCGACGCAAACGGCGCCCAAGAAGUCUACUGGCUCCUCAAAGCCGAGCCUCUCCCCCGCUACGAAAACGGCGUAAACGUCGCCUUCUCCAUUUCCGACCUGCGCGCCUGCACAGAACCCGAGCCCUGGAGCGGCGUCCGCAACCCCCAAGCACGCAACAACAUGCAAGCCAUGCGCAAGGGAGAUCUGGGCUUCUUCUACCACUCCAAUGCGAAGCCCUCUGGCAUCGUAGGCAUACUGCGCGUUGUCGAAGAAGCCAAGGUCGAUGAGACGGCGUUUGACCCCAAGGACCCUUAUUAUGAUAAGAAAAGUGACCAGGAGAAUCCAAAGUGGUACUGCGUGGGUGUCGAGUUUGUGAGAGAGUUCGACGAGGUUGUGGAUUUGGCGAGGAUAAAAGAAUAUGCGAAGGAGGGGCCGUUGAGGGAUAUGCAGCUUGUUACGAAUUCCAGACUGAGUGUGAGUAGGGUGAGAAAGGAAGAGUGGGAGUUUAUAAUACGGUUGGUCGAUGGGGAGAAGAAGGAGGACAAGGCUGAGAAGGACGAUGAACAAGACGUUGAAGAGGAAGCAUGA
Messenger RNA from Alternaria atra, 885 nucleotides. RefSeq lists its product as uncharacterized. Bases 1 to 885 code for a protein of 294 amino acids. The record is from RefSeq and is a predicted model, not a curated record. Gene Ontology annotation, cellular component: nucleus. The transcript has a single exon. NCBI's taxonomy places the organism in Eukaryota, Fungi, Ascomycota, Dothideomycetes, Pleosporales, Pleosporaceae.